CGCUGCCUGGGCGUGCUGCAUCCUGGCGGGCAAGAUGUCGGCUUCGCGAGUGCCGGAGCUGAAGCAUAUCAGCCGCGGGGAGGCUAUGCGUCUCGGCCCCGGCUGGAGCCACUCUUGCCACGCCAUGCUGUACGCAGCCAAUCCUGGACAGUUGUUCGGGCGGAUCCCUAUGCGCUUUUCGGUUCUGAUGCAGAUGCGCUUUGAUGGGCUCCUUGGCUUCCCUGGGGGGUUUGUGGAUCGUCGGUACUGGUCCUUGGAAGACGGGCUAAAUCGGGUGCUGGGCUUAGGCUUGGGCUACCUGCGCCUGACGGAAGCCGACUACCUGAGCUCGCACCUGACGGAGGGGCCCCACCGCGUCGUGGCCCACCUCUACGCCCGGCAGCUCACCCUGGAGGAGCUGCACGCGGUUGAGAUCAGUGCAGUGCACUCCCGGGAUCACGGGCUGGAGGUGCUGGGCCUGGUCCGGGUUCCCCUGUACACCCAGAAGGAUCGUGUUGGUGGGUUCCCCAACUUCCUUAGCAAUGCCUUCAUCAGCACUGCCAAGCACCAGCUGCUCUUUGCCCUGAAGGUGCUGAACAUGAUGCCUGAGGAUAAGCUGGCUGAGGCCUUGGCUGCUGCUACUGAAAAACAGAAAAAAGCCUUGGAGCAACAGCAGACAGCUUCAUCAUGAAGCCAUACAGUCUCCAUCCCUUAGGCUGAGUUUUCUCUCCCUAUUUCUUCUUCUUGCCCUUUGUUUUCCCCCCAAAUUUUCUAUGCCCCAGGGGGCUGAGAAAAGACUUGAGACAAUUCAUUACUCCUUAGAGGUAUGGGUUUUUUCCCAUUUCCCCCCUUAUGACUGAAAAGGAGUGCAUUUCAUUCCUGUCUUCAACCUAUGCGUAGUCUUUCUUUUCUUUGGCCUCCUUGCAAAGCAGCAGCAGCAGCCCAGGCUGGCACUUAAGGUUUGUUGUGUAAAGGGGUAGAUAAAAGUCACAGGGUAAGGAGCAGCACCUAUUGGAGGUUUUGAGUGACCCACUUAUUAGCACUAGCUUCAAUGUUUGGCCUUUGGGGUCAAGAGCAAGACCUUUGCAUUUUUCUGCAUGAAUCUUUUGUUUAAGGGGCAGUUGUCAGUUUGGUUCAGGCCCCAGGUAUGAGGGUGUUCUGGUUUAAAAAGGUUCCUUAGUUCUCAAGGAUGCUUUUGGUUACAUUGACAUAUUCCUGCUGUGUUCCAUUUCCUCAGCCCAAAGAGACAAGAGAAGGAAUCAAGGUUUUGGUGGGAUAUGGCUGGGGGUUUUUGGGUUCUCUCUCCUUAUUUUGGAAUUGUUAGGUUUUAUACGUGUGUGGAAUAUGAGAUUUUAAAGUAACUUUUACCUUGCUUUUGCCUAUUUUGAAAGAGCUUGGGCAAUUUAGCCUGAGUAAGGUUGAAAAAGGGAUGGUUCCUUCCCCAAAAACCUGGGAAUUUGGGGAAAGGGACUAGAGCUUGGCUGUGUGUGUCUGUGUGGUGUGUGUGUGUGUGCGUGUGCACGCGCCUGUGUUGGUUCGUUCUUGAGCUUGAGUGCUCACUGGAGCACCAAUCUAAGAAGGAAAGAAAAAUAAAGUAGCUUGACAGCU
Messenger RNA from Antechinus flavipes (yellow-footed antechinus), 1587 nucleotides. It is a transcript of the gene NUDT16L1, whose product is annotated as nudix hydrolase 16 like 1. NCBI's taxonomy places the organism in Eukaryota, Metazoa, Chordata, Mammalia, Dasyuromorphia, Dasyuridae. The record is from RefSeq and is a predicted model, not a curated record. Gene Ontology annotation, molecular function: snoRNA binding. Gene Ontology annotation, cellular component: nucleus. The transcript has 3 exons. The coding region runs from base 35 to 670 and encodes 211 amino acids.